Molecule: messenger RNA, 1179 nt
Organism: Cryptotermes secundus
Lineage: Eukaryota; Metazoa; Arthropoda; Insecta; Blattodea; Kalotermitidae
Product: serine/arginine-rich splicing factor 7
Exons: 5
Coding region: 204-728 (174 amino acids)
Biological process (GO): mRNA splicing, via spliceosome
Cellular component (GO): nuclear speck
Molecular function (GO): zinc ion binding; mRNA binding
Source: RefSeq, a predicted model, not a curated record
GCAAGGUUUAUGGAGGCUGGAGGUUUGCUGUGUGCGGUGCUGUAUGAUUAUAAAUAAUUUACAGUUUUCAAAGGUCGUUAUCGAAAAUAUAUACACUACGGAAUAUAUUUUUUCGUCUAUUAAUCAGCACUACGUUGUGGGCAAAAGGCUGUAACAAGAAACAACGCGUGCCCUACACCACCAGUUGGCUGUAGCCUAAAACCAUGAGCCGGAAAAGGUAUGAUGAACGUCGCAGCCGAAGAAGUAGGAGUAGGAGUUACGGCAGCAGUCGGAGUGGCAGCGCUGAUGAUGAAGAUGGUGUGAGACUUCAUGUUGCUGAUUUAGGAAUGGGAGUAUCAAAACGUGAAUUGCAGCAUGUUUUUGAUAAGUAUGGUCCCCUCAGAGAGAUAUGGGUUGCUAGAUCACCACCUUGCUUUGCAUUUGUUGUUUUUCGAGAGAAGGAUGAUGCAGAAGAUGCGGUGAAGGCAACGGAUGGCAUGACUUUGUGUGGGAGCCGAAUUCGGGUGACAUUUGCUCGUCCCAGGACUCGAGGGCGUGGUCAGCGUGGCUACGAUCCUAACAUGCGGUGUUACCAGUGUGGAGACAGAGGCCACUUCUCACGGGACUGCCCAGACUCCAAGUAUGGCUAUAAGAGGCCGCCAUCAAGGUCUCCGCAACCAGGAAGUCGCCGCAGCCAGAGAUCCCAGGAGUCCAGAACCCGAGGGUCCAGGUCAAACCGCCGACGUUGACAGCAGAUUCCACCUUGAUUGCGUGUGAUGAAUUUGUUGUUUGACUUUGGCUUGUUAAUGGAAGUAAUUAAAGACUAAUAUGAAAUCAUUAAAGCUGUAUAUGUGUCAGUAUUGUCAGAUGUGGUAAAUGGAAUGUAUCAAAUCUUUUCCCCCAUCCUUUGUGUAAGUACACUGCAUUGAGUCAUCUCUGUGGUAUCUGUAGAAAGUAUUUUCUUAUCACUAUGUCAACUCUGAGAUAACCUACCAGUUAUCAGUCUUAAGUGGAAAGUGGUGCAUAUGUCUAUCUUGUAACACAUUACUGGAUACUUUUCCCAUCAGGUACCACAGUUGUAAAAUACAUGUACUGUUUUGUGUCUUAAAGAAUGUGUAUUCAGUGUCGGUGACAUGCUAAGUUGACAGUACCACCUGUAAAUGGAGUAAACUCUGUGAAACAUUGACUUAUAUAUACAUA